Molecule: messenger RNA, 324 nt
Organism: Puccinia triticina
Lineage: Eukaryota; Fungi; Basidiomycota; Pucciniomycetes; Pucciniales; Pucciniaceae
Exons: 2
Coding region: 1-324 (107 amino acids)
Source: RefSeq, a predicted model, not a curated record
AUGGUGGUUUUAGUGGACUCACAGCCGGCUUACGAGGCAAGGAACUUUCUCAAGCUGCUGUGCAGCAGGGGCAUACAUCGCACUUAUGUUCUCCUCGCCGCCAUUGGUCCCAUUCUCCGCACCGUGAACUCCGUCUUCCUUGGCGCCCAUGCUAUGCUCGCCAAUGGCGCUAUCUAUGGCCGCGCUGGAGCGGCCAUGAUAGCCCGGGUCAUGCUUGAUAGUAUUCUCAGUAACGAGAUCAGUCUGGGCAUGAACAAACACAUCGGCAUUAAAACCCCACUGCUUUCAACCACACAGAACCAGCGCACCCCACCACCAUGUUGA